Messenger RNA from Scophthalmus maximus (turbot), 4187 nucleotides. It is a transcript of the gene ppp2r5ca, whose product is annotated as protein phosphatase 2, regulatory subunit B', gamma a. The coding region runs from base 118 to 1695 and encodes 525 amino acids. Gene Ontology annotation, cellular component: cytosol; nucleus; protein phosphatase type 2A complex. Lineage: Eukaryota; Metazoa; Chordata; Actinopteri; Pleuronectiformes; Scophthalmidae. Gene Ontology annotation, biological process: signal transduction; protein dephosphorylation. The transcript is spliced from 14 exons. Gene Ontology annotation, molecular function: protein phosphatase activator activity. The record is from RefSeq and is a predicted model, not a curated record.
UCACUAACUAGCCAGUUCCCUCCAGCGGCAGCGAGCUUCAUUUUCUGAUCUGCUUUUGUGCUAAAAUGGAGGCUGGCCUCUCGCCCUGAGUCGGUCGCCUUCCUGGUCGAGGUUUAGAUGUUGACAUGCAAUAAGUCCGGAGACAGGAUGGUCGUGGAUGCGCCUAAUUCCAACGGGCCCUUUCCGCCGCUGGCUCUAAUGCACUUCAGAGAUGUGGCCCCCGCGGAGCAGGAGAAGCUCUUCAUCCAGAAGCUACGGCAGUGCUGCGUUCUUUUCGACUUCCUGUCCGACCCGCUGAGCGACCUAAAAUGGAAGGAAGUGAAGCGGGCGGCGCUGAGCGAGAUGGUGGAGUACAUCACCCACAACAGGAAUGUCAUCACAGAGCCCAUCUACCCGGAGGUGGUGCACAUGUUUGCAGUCAACAUGUUCAGAACAUUGCCUCCAUCUUCCAACCCGACUGGAGCGGAGUUUGAUCCAGAAGAGGACGAGCCCACACUUGAAGCGGCGUGGCCACACCUUCAGCUCGUCUAUGAAUUUUUCCUUAGGUUUUUAGAAUCGCCUGACUUUCAGCCGAACACAGCGAAGAAAUACAUCGACCAGAAAUUUGUUAUGCAGCUCCUAGAUCUAUUUGACAGCGAGGAUCCCAGAGAGAGAGACUUCCUCAAAACAACCCUCCACAGGAUCUACGGAAAGUUCCUGGGGCUGAGGGCGUACAUCCGAAAACAGAUCAAUAAUAUUUUCUAUAGGUUUAUCUACGAGACGGAGCACCACAAUGGUAUAGCUGAACUACUGGAAAUACUUGGAAGCAUAAUCAAUGGAUUUGCCUUACCACUAAAAGAAGAGCACAAAAUUUUCCUGCUGAAGGUUUUAUUGCCUCUGCACAAAGUCAAAUCACUUAGUGUCUACCAUCCACAGCUGGCUUACUGUGUGGUGCAGUUUUUGGAGAAGGACAGCACUCUAACUGAGCCGGUGGUAAUGGCUCUACUAAAGUACUGGCCAAAGACUCACAGUCCCAAGGAAGUGAUGUUCCUCAAUGAGCUGGAGGAGAUCCUGGACGUCAUCGAGCCAUCCGAGUUUGUCAAGGUGCAGGAGCCUCUGUUCAGACAGCUGGCCAAGUGCGUGUCCAGUCCGCACUUUCAGGUGGCAGAGAGAGCUCUGUACUACUGGAACAACGAGUACAUCAUGAGUCUGAUCAGUGACAACGCAGCAAAGAUUCUGCCCAUCAUGUUCCCCGCUCUGUACCGCAACUCGAAAACCCACUGGAACAAAACCAUCCACGGCCUCAUCUACAACGCUCUGAAGCUCUUCAUGGAGAUGAAUCAGAAGCUCUUUGAUGAUUGCACGCAGCAGUUCAGGGCUGAGAAAAACAAAGAGAAGGCAAAGUCAAAAGAACGCGAAGAGGCCUGGAUCAAAAUUGAGAAUCUCGCCAAGUCGAGUCCACAGUUCUCUAUGUAUGUUGAUUCCUCUGACCUCAAUAGUCCUGUAGCAAUGGAGACGGAUGUCCCUUUGAUAGAAGAUGUUCAGAGGUUAAAAAAGACAGUUGAGGAGGGCGCAACUCAGUUGCAGCAUGAGCAGCGGAAAGAGCGACCCAUGGUGCGACGUAAAUCUGAGUUGCCUCAGGAUCUCUACACCACAAAAGCCUUGGAGACCCACCGCAGAGCUGAAGACAUGUUGACCGCCCACGACGGACUCUAGGUCCCGCCAGCUCCUGGUUCGACUGCCCCUUCUCCCCCCAACAGCCAUGGACCUCCACUCGUCCCAGGCUCCAGAGUUACCCUGGCGACCCGUGCUGGGUUCUCACCCCUCUUCCCCACCAUCAGUUCCCCCAGAAUCCUUUAGUUCUCCUUCAUUCCUGCUGCCCCGGUGCAGAAGCUCUGUUCGCCUCCCUCAGAUUUCUGCUUUCUCAGGUUUUUUUUUCUUUUAGGAGAGGAGUGUGAGCGUGUCUGUGUCUCUCCUUAGCCCCUUCGCCACAUUCAGUGUGUUCUCCUGUCGUUUUCCCUCCGGUUCCUCUCACCUGGUUCCUUCAUUCCUUCUCGCAAAACAAAGGAUUGGACGUGGUUACGUGAUAAGUGAUUGACUCACUGUCUAAGGAUCGUCCUUUGGUCUCUGCUUGGUUUUUCUUUUCUGUCAAAGGGAACAAAAACAGAACCCGUUGUUCAAAUCAAAGACAAGACUUUCCGGCCAUCUGUUGUUCUUUUGUUUUUUUUGCUCAAUCUGAUGGACAUCUCAUCCGUGCCAAGAUGGUUGUGUUCUUUGUUUUGUUUCAUGUUUUUAUCUGUGACUCUGACAGGGACACUUGCCUUUGUUUCUAGUCACUGGUGUUUGAAAGUUGUUGUUUUUUUUUAGUUUAGCACACUUUUAAGACCAAACUGAGGCCUGUCCUUAGCCUUGCAACGUCCAGGAAAGAUGACUUAAAAAAAAAAGGGGGGAAGUUGUCCCGUGGACACCUGACACUUUCCAUUUUUAUUGUUUUGUGCCAUACGCCGCUCUUUUAUAUGCUUGCUUCCUUACGUUCACCGGCAAUGUUUGAAAACCAGAUCAUAGUGAUGCCUAAACGGUUCAAACAAUGGUACUUGCUGUGCUUCAGUUGAGCAGAAGAGGACGAACCAGGAAUGAAAGCUACAUGCUACAUUUGCUACCUAAAGUUUCAGUUGUAAUAUACUAGUGUUUAUGCACAUGCACCCACUGGCUCCAUGCUGAGUAGAAAGACUGGGAGCGUGGCUGUGUUCAAGGUGAGUGUUGGGUUUUAAAUGAAUACAUGUAUCCUGUAAAAUGAACAGUUGAUUUAUCUGUGUAAAGGAAAUAUAAGCAGAUCAUUAUUAUAAUUUUUUCUUCGUUGUUUGGUGGGAGAGGUGCACAGAUCUGUACUGUCGUAACAACUUUCACUCUGGUUUUAAGAAGCUGUUACUAGGCGAGAACCUCUGCUCAUUAGGUUUCCUUUUAAACGAGCAUGAAGGCAUAUUAGUAUUGUAUGGUAUCAAGAUUUUAAAAUCCUUAUUAAUAUUAAAAAAAUAAUUUAUUAUCAAACAUAAAAGCUGGUAACCUCUUUAGAUAUUAACACACUGACAUCUGAUGAUUAAUUAAAGGAAUAUUUGAUGGGAAAGAAAAGGCUUCCAUAAAUUUAAAGGCGUGGCAUGUUUGUGUUGCUACCAUUCCCUGAAUUCAGUGGCCUGGCUUUAUGGGUUGUGUAUGUCGGACACUUCUUGGUGAGGAUGUCGUUUAAAGGUUGGAAAGUAUCUUCCAGUCAGUACCAUUGUUUAAACUGAGGAGGUCUGCUCGAUUUCUUCAUGUUUGACUUGCUGUAUUUCUUUGUCUCGUCUCUGGAGGUUAGUAGCGUGGAUGUCAGGUGUUGGAUUCCCCCCCCCCCCCCCCCCGGCCAUUCAGAACGCCUGACGCUGAAAACAGACUGGCAUCAAAUGGCCACAAAAAGAUGCCAGAUGCUGAAAAUAAACUGACAUUGUGACUUGGCUUGUUAACUAUAUUAAUACUGUAUUUGCUUGAACGCAAAAAGAUGUAAAUUAAAAACUACCAUGUUAAACAUGUACCUUUUACCCUGGAGGAAUGCCAUUCACCAAACUAAUUUCUGUUGUCAGGGUCAUUGCGUUUUAUGGAACAGUCCUGCUUGCUGGGAGGAGAGAUGUUUUAUGGAUUUUAUGAGUUUGAGAUGGUUAGAGGUUUAUUUUAGUGCUGAAAACAAGUCGUCCAACGUUAACGAGAGGGGAUUUUAAAAAUUAUUCGGUGGCUUGUUCUCUCUGCAGGAUCUUUGCAGAUCUUUUAAUUUGAACACAUUAUUUCCGAAACUUAAUAACUUAAGUGUCCUUUUGUAUGUGACCUGUACAAUAUGAUACAUUUAAUAUUGUAUAUAUGAUUUACCUUGUUUCAUGUAGUGAGAUAUAUAUAUAUAUAUCUAGAUUAAUUUUGUACAAAUUGUCCCACUGUACAGAAUAAAACAUCCAUAGCAAGUUAAAGAAGUCAAUCUGGCACAUACCGUCUUAAUUCUCCGGUUUUGGCUGUACCUUCAGUGACGCAAGAGUUUAGAAAAUGUUCUUAUUUUUCUCAUGAAAAUCUGCAAAGUUUCCUCCAUCCUCUUAAAUAACUGACAACUGUUCAAGCCCGUUGUGUGCUCCUAUCACUGUCUUUAGUGUUGUACAACUAUGUAGAAUGAAUAAAGAGAUUAUUUGAAUAUA